This is a messenger RNA of Seriola aureovittata, 1380 nucleotides long. Its product is annotated as fish-egg lectin-like. Bases 82 to 867 code for a protein of 261 amino acids. Lineage: Eukaryota; Metazoa; Chordata; Actinopteri; Carangiformes; Carangidae. The record is from RefSeq and is a predicted model, not a curated record. The transcript is spliced from 5 exons.
GAUGUGAGACAGUAGCUCCACGGAGAUACAUCCUGACCUUCAUCCAGGGAGAUCAUCCAGACUCACAAACAAAGAGACAACAUGAAAACUGUUGCAGCCUUUUUGCUGGUGCUGUGUUACCUGGCUGGUAGUCAUGCAUGGAACUGCAGGGAGGGUCCACGGCUGAGUAGUAUUAGACAGAUUGAUGCUGGACUGGGGAAAGUGGUCGCAGUAAACAGGUACAAUCAGGCAUUUGUCCUUCUAGGAACAAGUUGGUACAGACUCAGCUCCAUCAGCCUCAAGCAUAUCUCAGUGGGACCUGCAGGAAUGUGGGGAGCCAGCAACACAAACAGAGUGUACAAGUCCGUGGCAGGAAACAUGCUACAAUCCAGUGGUCUGUCUCUGCAGCAGGUGGAUGCUGGUGGUGAUGGUCAGGUUGUUGGAGUAUCAGUUGGCGGAAGUAACACCCUCUGUCUGAGAGAGAGUUUUGCUUUGGCCUACAAGGGAGUGGGCUCCUUGAGCUGGAGUUCCCUGGGAAGGGCGAUGAGGUACUACAGCUGCAGCCCGAACAACGGCUGCUGGGGAGUCGACACCAGUUUCCGGGUCUACUUCACACAGAGAAUCGUACCAAGCAACUGUGGCACUAGUGGAUGGAUAUACGUGGCAGGACAAUCCAUGACAAUGAUUGAAGUGGGGACCGACGGAAGUGUUUUUGGAGUGAAUAGGAGUGGCCAGGUGUUCCAAAGAAUUGGCAUCUCCAGUCGUCUCCCCCAAGGAUCAGCUUGGCGUUCUGUCCCAAUGUGCAUGUCCAUCCGUCACGUGAGCUACGACCUGGGCCGGCUCUGGGCAGUGACCACCUCUGGUUUGCUUAUGCAGUGCACACACUAAUGUCGUUUGUGUGGCAGAUGUUUAGUAUGCCAGUUUCUGUCAUGGUAGAUGUCUUGGCACAGAGUUACACAAACUGGUGUAACUUUUCAUUUAUCUCAUCUUUAUUAAAUCAGUACAUAUUUGGGAAUUAUAUCCACAAGAAGUAACUGGUUCUUAGAUAUAUUGUGAUUCUUUCUUAAAUGAUCAAUCAUCAAUGCACAAGACUGAUCAGAAUUUGAUGAUGCAGUAAAUUACAUUAAGCAAAUAGUUUUCUUUUUUUUUUUUUUAAACUCACUUAAUUGUGAAAUAAACAAAUUACAUUAAUAUUGACUGGUAACAGCUGUUAAUACUAAUGCUAUCUAGCAAUAGCAAAACUUACAAAUAGCUCAUUUAAAGUAAGGAAAAGUAAAACCUAUGUCGUUGUUCCAAACAUGAAAUGGGAGGAACUGUGCAUUUUUAAUUUUAUUUUUAACUUUUUUUCUAUAUUUUCAAUUCUAUGUUUAAAUCAGGGAAUAUAAUAAAGUUUAAACAGAA